This is a messenger RNA of Drosophila albomicans, 3101 nucleotides long. Its product is annotated as scavenger receptor class B member 1. The coding region runs from base 348 to 2693 and encodes 781 amino acids. Gene Ontology annotation, molecular function: scavenger receptor activity. Gene Ontology annotation, cellular component: cytoplasm; membrane. Lineage: Eukaryota; Metazoa; Arthropoda; Insecta; Diptera; Drosophilidae. The record is from RefSeq and is a predicted model, not a curated record. The transcript is spliced from 10 exons.
CAACGCCAGCGAACGGACGCAAACGCGCUUAGGCCCGAUCCCAAGUUAUAGGAUAAAGAUACAAAGAUACAAGAUACUUAGAUACUUAGUUAAGCUACAACAAAAGAUAAGAUUAUUGAUGAUUGAUUGAUCGCAAACUCGAACUCGAUGUUUAUUAUACAACAAGCAAACAAACAUACAAACUAAAUGUUAUUUUUAUUACUGGCCAAGUGUUAAUUGAUUUUUAAGGAGCUGCCGCAGCGAAUAAAGUUUUCAAGUGCCGCCGCGUUCAACUGAAAAAACAGAAAAUAAGUAAAAAGAAAUCUGCAGUGUUUUUUAUCGUUCGUACUUAUUAAGCAAAUGCAAUAAUGAAGGACUUUGGCAAAAUGUUUGCGCGUCGCUACAGUGCCGUAUGUGUGAGCGACGAGGAAUCCCCUCUGCCAACAACAACAACAACAAAUGCUACUCCUUUAGCUGCUAUUGCCCAAUCAGCCACAUCCUUGCCAGACUCGGAUGCAACUGGAGCUGGAGCUGGAGCUGCGCUGGCGGCUCUGCAACGCGCUCAGCGUCGCAAGAGUCUCAAAGCGAAUCGCUCGAUGAAGCCCAUCGAUAUAUUGGGCAGCUUCUUCAAUGAGCAACAUCAUGGCAAACGCAAUGCUCGAUCACCCACACGUGCCUUUUUGUUGCUGGCCAUUGGAUUUUUGGCCAUAACAACGGCGGUGCUGGUUAAAGUGUUUCAACCCUACGAUUUGAUAUUCAAAUGGAAAUUGGUAAUGGACGAUAAUGGGGAGAUUUUCAACCUUUGGGCCCAGCCACCAGUCGAUUUGUAUAUCAAAAUAUAUCUAUUCAACAUCACCAAUGCCGAAGCGUUUCUCGCCGGUCGCGAAAAGAUGAAAGUGGAGCAAGUUGGUCCCUAUGUCUACAAAGAGCUCAUGACCCAUGAGAAUAUUACGUUCAAUGACAACAACACAAUGUCCACAAAUCCCAGUCAUCCGUUGGUCUGGCAGGAACAUCUUUCCGAAGGACGUCGCGAGGACGACGAAGUCGUCAUGCUUAACAUUGCAAUGCUGGCCAUCUCACAUCUGACUGCCGAAAAGAAUUUCUUUGUGCGUCUCUCGCUGCAAACGCUUUUCACCACCACACAGUCAGAGCCCAUAGUGCGAAUGACAGCCAAGGAGUUCAUGUUUGGCUUCCCAACGCCAUUGGCCACGUUGGGCAACACAUUUCUGCCCAAUUGGAUAUCAUUCGAGAAGGUCGGACUCAUUGAUCGCAUGUAUGACUUCUCAACUGACUUUGAGACGUUCCAUACGGGCGCCGCGAAUCCCUCGAUAUCGGGAUUAUACGACACCUAUAGGGGAGAGAAGACGUUGCCCCAAUGGGAGGGUGAUCAUUGCAGUAACAUCGAGUAUGCCUCCGAUGGCACAAAGUUCAAGAGUUUCAUUCAACCCAACGACUCUGUCAAGUUCUUCCGCAAGAGCAUGUGCAGACCCAUCAAUUUGUAUCGAGUUGGCGAGGAGCGCACAUUUGGCAGCCUGAAGGGAUACGAUUAUGUUUUCGAGGAGAAUGCCUUCGACAAUGGUGCCAUCAAUGAGGACAACAAGUGUUUCUGUCGCCAGGGUGACUGCCAGCCAGUUGGCUUAAUUGACGUCACAGACUGCUAUUAUGGCUUCCCCAUCUCGCUAAGCUAUCCGCACUUUAUGAAUGGUGACGUUGGCCUGGUGGAGAAUGUUACCGGCAUGGAGCCUGAUCCUGCAAAGCACUCAACGGCAUUUGUCAUUCAACCGGAAUCCGGUUUGCCGCUCUCGCUCUCUGUAAAAGUGCAAAUCAACAUGCACUUCAAGGAUAUGCGCAAUUAUGCCUCCGUUGCCCCGUUUAGUCACCUGACAGCGCCCAUGCUCUGGUUCGAAAUUAUGAUGCCCAAGCUGCCCGAUGCACUAGAUACACGCUUCAGUUUCUAUUUGAACAUAUUGCCGUUGGUCGAUCCCAUUGGCUUCUGGGGACCUUUGAUUUUGGGCGUCUGCCUGCUGGUCUAUGCCAUCACACGGGCCACGCUGCAUAUGUCCAGCUUUACGCGCCAGGCCACCAUCUCGGAUGGCAAAUAUGCACGCGCCAAUCUUCUGCAGAAUCUCACGGGCAGCGGCGUCAACAUUGUUGCUGGCAAUCAAGUUUACAGUCCAUGUGAACUGAAACUGCUUGACGAUAUGCCUGGUAGUGGCAAGAAGCAUGUGAUUAUACGAGACAACACUGGCGAUGAAGCCUAUCAGGAGCGUCGUCAGUCCGCUUACGCCUUGGAACUUGAGCCAGCGCUCUCGGACAGCGGCAGCAGCAGCAGCGAUGAGGGAAAUGAGAGCGAUACUGUGACGCUGAGUCGCAACUCGAACACGUCUAGUUCGUGUAUUGAAGUCGAAGCUGGGGACGAUGAUGAUGAUGUGGAUGACAUCUGCAUAGGUUGCUACGAUGACAACGAUUUGGAUGUGGAGCAGUGCACUGCAGCCGCGGGUGGAGGAUCGAAGCAACAGCUGGGCGUUAGUUUGGCCAGCAGCGGCUUUGCUUCGGCAUCUCCAUCGGCGAACAGUUCCAGCUCUCAUGUGAAUGCGAUGUCAGACCGAGAGAAGGGCAGCAAUAGCAGUAGUUGGAUGCCCUACGCACAUCCCGAGCGAUUUGGCGGGACAGAUCGACAGAGAGCAGAGCAGAGACCGUUGGAGCACGUUUAGAAUUAAGUCAGUCAAUGCACCAGUUUACCAUUUUAGAAUAGGUUGUCGGUAUCCAUAAUGAAGAAGAUGUUGAUGAUGGUGUAGUAUGUGCAUAUUUGCAAGUGCUUUCUAUGUAGCAUGCUAGUUCGGUUGGUUUUAUAUAGCAUUUUAUAUAUAAUAGUGUAAAUAAUAUGAAAGCCAUGUGCUGCUUUUAUUACUGUGAUAGCUUUAAAAAUCAAAAAAUGAUGAAAACAUUUAACCGGAUUUUAGUUGUCCCCGCUAAAGAAGAGAAAAACAAAACACAAACAGAAACAGAAACAUACUUGCACACACAUUUAUCCUCUCCUCUGUACAUAGCAAACAACACUAAUUAAUUAGCCCUGACUUAACAAAAAGAAGAAAACAAAAAAAAAAACACUAACUCUAACA